Gossypium arboreum is the source of this 818-nucleotide messenger RNA. RefSeq names its product transcription factor MYB8-like. The transcript is spliced from 3 exons. Bases 36 to 776 code for a protein of 246 amino acids. NCBI's taxonomy places the organism in Eukaryota, Viridiplantae, Streptophyta, Magnoliopsida, Malvales, Malvaceae. The record is from RefSeq and is a predicted model, not a curated record.
CAGAGUUUCAACUACCUCAAUAAGUAGUGUGCAAGAUGGUGAGACAACCAUAUCUGAAGAAAGGAACAUGGAGUCAUGAUGAAGAUCAGAAGCUGAUUGCUUAUAUUAGGAAAUAUGGGAUUUGGAAUUGGAACGAAAUGCCCAAAUUCGCUGGGUUGCAAAGAUCAGGGAAGAGUUGCAGACUACGUUGGAUGAAUUACUUGAGACCUAAUAUAAGGCGUGGAAACUUCAGCAGGGAAGAAGAAGAAACCAUAAUCCACCUGCAAAAGACGCUAGGAAAUCGGUGGUCAGCAAUAGCAGCAAGGCUUCCACAAAGAACAGACAAUGAUAUAAAAAACUACUGGAACACUCGCUUGAAGAAGCGAGUAAUAGUGGAGAAAAAGAAUUCAUCAUCAGCAACUACAGAAACCAAAUCUAGUAUGGAGGAGAAUUCGUCUGAUGCUGAUUCCUCAAUGAUGGUGGAUAUUUUGUUGGACUAUCAGAUUCCUACAAUGGAUAGUUUCCCAGAACUAGCUGCCGAUACUACCAUUUCUCUAUCAGACUGCGACAUUAGUGUGGCAGUUGAUGACCACUAUAGCAUGGCUAUGGACAACAAUUUAGUUUCAUCUGAAAACUAUUGGGAAAUUGAGAAUCUUUGGGGGCAGUUAUUGACGAUGGAAGGUUUGGACUGUGAAGUAAUGUCACCAAAUUCUCAGCUGUGGCUCCAUGAACCCAUAUAUGUAUGUGAUUCAUACUAUGACCCUGUGGUUGAUUUAUGGAUCAAUCCAUUUAUUUAGUACUGCAUACAGUGACGCCGAUCGACCCCUCCCCUUGCAUGA